AUGAACUUUCCAAACCAACAACCAUCCGAAGAGGAGAAGAAAAUUCACCAACAAUACAGUGAAAGAACAAUCCAAACCGCUGUUCUCAUCGGUGCUGCUUUGUGGUUAAUCCCUACCGCUAUCCACUUCAUCAAGAGAGCCACCAAAUAA
Komagataella phaffii GS115 is the source of this 150-nucleotide messenger RNA. RefSeq lists its product as hypothetical. The record is from RefSeq and is a predicted model, not a curated record. NCBI's taxonomy places the organism in Eukaryota, Fungi, Ascomycota, Pichiomycetes, Pichiales, Pichiaceae. The coding region runs from base 1 to 150 and encodes 49 amino acids. The transcript has a single exon.